UGCUAUUUUCACAAUAUUCACAAACCUGGAGCGAGUUGGAAAGAAUUUCUUUACUUUUUGAAGAAAAUGUUGGAUUACAUAUUCAAUAUCCUAAUCGUAGGGGACGUGGGUGUGGGAAAGAGCUCCCUACUCAAUCGUUUUAUGGAGGACCAAUUCACUGACAGCUACAACGAGAACACGGGCGUUGAGUUAAAGACUUACCAAGUGGAGAUAGCGAAAAAGAGUGUUCUUCUACAUAUGCUGGACAUCCCCGGGGAAGAGCGCUUCCGGGCCAUGCUGCAGAUUCAUUAUCCAAAAUGUCACGGAGUGAUCAUUGUCUACGACACCACCUCACUAAGCAGCUUCCACCAGGUGAGCUCCUGGGUGCAGGAACUCCGCGAUUACUGCGGCAAUGAGGUCAAGCUCAUGUUGGUGGGCACCAAGUGCGACGAGAUGGAGAAGCGCCAGGUGACCGGGCCUAUGGCAUUCUUAUACGCGGAAGGGCAUGGCCUCACCUUCUUCGAGGCAUCGGCUAAGAGUGGCAAAAAUGUAACGAAUAUCUUCCACACCUUCGCUGGAGAAGCCUACUAUAGCUUGGUGUACAGGAAGGGUAAUGGGGAUUGCCAGCAGGAUGAAGAGGGGAACGAAGGCGAUGGCUAUGUUCCAUCGUCAUCGAAUUUUUUCAUCAAGGAAGAUCAUGAAUAUUGCCUGCAGGGUGGCCAGGACAAGGACCAAUACGAUAGCGAUGGCGAUGUUCCACCUCCAUAGAAAUGCUCCAAGAAGGAAGGUAAUGAAGUUUGCCAGCUGGGUGGACAGGAGAAUGUAAACAAGGACGAAGACCAUGACGAUAGCGAUAUUCCAUCACCUUUGUUAUGUUUCAAGAAAGAAGAUGAUGGAGAUCUCCAGCAUGAUGAAGAGGACAACUACCAAGUCUAUAUCGAAGGCCUUGUUUCCUAUUAAUUUACUAAUUUCAAAUAUAAA
Drosophila serrata is the source of this 960-nucleotide messenger RNA. Its product is annotated as ras-related protein ORAB-1 pseudogene. The record is from RefSeq and is a predicted model, not a curated record. NCBI's taxonomy places the organism in Eukaryota, Metazoa, Arthropoda, Insecta, Diptera, Drosophilidae.